Molecule: messenger RNA, 327 nt
Organism: Diversispora eburnea
Lineage: Eukaryota; Fungi; Glomeromycota; Glomeromycetes; Diversisporales; Diversisporaceae
Source: the annotation of a GenBank genome assembly
AUGACAACACAAAACCAAGCAUCGUUAUAUGUUUCAGAAAAAAUUGUUCAAAAUGUUAAAACAAUAACAUUUAUUCGUUCUUCGAUGUCAGCAAUUACUGGUUCGGCAGCAGGAAUCUUGGGUUUGACUGGAUAUUAUGGAUUUAUAUUUUAUGGAAUCACUUCUUUAUUUACAUCUUUUCUUAUUUGGGCAGCUAAAGCACAAGCGAAACCAAGUUUAUAUUUUCGUAAUGGAUUAGAUGUAUGGACGGAAGGAAUAUUUGGUGGAUUAUUUUCCUAUGUGCUAUUCUGGACUUUAUUAUAUGGUAUCGUGCACGUUUAUGAUUAA